UAAUAAUUACAAAUGUUGAGCAAGCAACUCCCCAAAUUGCUCCAGAGGUCUCUCAAACCUGUCUUCAAGUUUGCCAGAAUCUCUCUCAAACCAUCAGCUGCGAACACAGAUGCCGCUCAAAGCGUUGAAGACAUCGAGUAUGUCGAAGAACUGUCCAAGCACAGAAAAGCCAUUCCGCUGUAUGACUUGCGUCCGCUCCAUGAUGGCACCGGCUAUGUAGCCGAGUCAGCGACACUCAGUGGCGAGGUGUGCAUGGACUCGUACUCGACUGUGUGGAACAAUGUUGUCAUCAGAGGAGACAUGAAUGCAGUCUCGAUCGGCGCAUACUCGUCAGUGGGUGACAACACCGUGAUCCAGACGGUGGCUUCGCUGCCGACUGGCCAGCUCGCUGAUGUCGAGAUCGGGGCCAACGUGACCAUCCACAGCGACUGCACGCUUUCGUCAUGAACCAUUGGCAGCGAUGUGGUCAUCGGCGCCAAGAGUGUCAUCUGCGAAGGAGCUGUGCUUGAAGCUGGAGCCAUGGUGGCACCAGGCACUGUGGUUCCUCCAGGAAGACUGAUUCCAUCCAACCAGCUUUGGGCAGGCAACCCUUGAGAAUACGUCAAAGAGCUUAACGUUGGAGAGCUAUUCACAAACUACUCACUGAGCUAUGUCCACACAGCUUUAGGAGACAAGGUUAAAGAGACAUUUACAUCCUUCCCAUCGAAUUACAUGAUGAAAACAUCGACAGAAGAUGAUGUUGAUCCGGAAGCAUUCAGGAGACAAGGAAGAAUUUUAUAUUAACUAGCAAUGCUUUUUCAACUAUUAA
This is a messenger RNA of Moneuplotes crassus, 808 nucleotides long. NCBI's taxonomy places the organism in Eukaryota, Ciliophora, Spirotrichea, Euplotida, Euplotidae. The record is from the annotation of a GenBank genome assembly.